Lolium perenne is the source of this 1216-nucleotide messenger RNA. RefSeq lists its product as uncharacterized. The record is from RefSeq and is a predicted model, not a curated record. Gene Ontology annotation, molecular function: DNA binding; DNA-binding transcription factor activity. Gene Ontology annotation, biological process: regulation of DNA-templated transcription; ethylene-activated signaling pathway. Lineage: Eukaryota; Viridiplantae; Streptophyta; Magnoliopsida; Poales; Poaceae.
GCCUUGCUCCAAAGUCGAAACAGUUAGCCUUCCUCUCCUCUCCUCUGCAGUCUGCACCACCACCUUCUUCUACUUGUUGAACUUGUCACCCAGCCAACACCCAACCCAAGCAACACAUUACUCCGGCCGGUAGCCGACCAACUCAUGGAACUACAUCAUUUGAGCGGCGUCUUCCCGUCGCCGGCAGCUUCGUCCCUGUUCUCAUCGUCGGCGUUCGACAUGGGCGACAGCGACGACAUGCACCUGCUGAACACCCUGCUGGAGAUGGGGAAUGACAUGUCCCAUUACCUCGGGUUCGACAUGGACACUACGGAGCGGCACUCCUCCUCCACCUCCACCUCCUCGUCAAGCAGCUCCUACUCCUCCUCCUCCGACCAGCACCAGCAGCAGCAGCAGGGCAUGGCCGCCGCUGCACCGAGCAAGCGUCGUGCCCCAGCAGCAGCUUCAAUCCCCAAGGGCCUCAUCGGCGUGCGGAAGCGUCCGUGGGGCAAGUUCGCCGCCGAGAUACGUGACUCCACGCGCAAGGGCGCCAGGGUGUGGCUCGGCACCUUCAACACCCCCGAGGCGGCCGCCAUGGCCUACGACCAGGCCGCCUUCUCCGUCCGCGGCGCCGCCGCCGUCCUCAACUACCCCGUCGACCGCGUCCAGGAGUCGCUCCGCACGCUCGCGCUCGGCGCCACGGCCGGCUCCCCCGUGCUGGCCCUCAAGAGGCGCCACUCCAUCCGGAAGCGCUCGCCCAACAAGGCCAAGAAGACGGCCAUGGCGCCCGCCGCCGCCACCAAGAUUACGAGGGAGGCGGCGCCCGCGCAUCAACAGACGACGGCGCAUGCCGGAGUGGUGGAGCUCGAGGACCUGGGCGCCGAUUACCUGGACGAGCUGCUCCGGGUCUCCUCCGACCAGCCGACGGCGUCCACGAUGGUUGGCUAUGAGUUUGACCUGCAGUCGAUUAUCGCCAACGCCGGCCCAAUCUUGUUCCCUCACUGCUAGUCUCAUUUGGCAGCUGCUCUGCUCUGCCCUGCUUGAGUUAGUUCCAACCGAGAGAUUGAUCUCCCGAUCAGUUUUUUGCAGUUUCUUCUCCUUUUUUUCUCUUGUUGCCACGGCACGGCAGUGCAGCCAACUUGCCAACAGCCUGCCACUGCUAUGUAUGCCUCUCUGUCCAUACGUAAGUACACCACACACGUGAUCAAUUGAGUGCAAAAUUAUACAGGUCCGAGAA